Dromaius novaehollandiae (emu) is the source of this 825-nucleotide messenger RNA. RefSeq names its product destrin, actin depolymerizing factor (gene DSTN). The record is from RefSeq and is a predicted model, not a curated record. Gene Ontology annotation, molecular function: actin filament binding. The coding region runs from base 147 to 644 and encodes 165 amino acids. The transcript is spliced from 4 exons. Gene Ontology annotation, cellular component: cytoplasm; actin cortical patch; actin cytoskeleton. NCBI's taxonomy places the organism in Eukaryota, Metazoa, Chordata, Aves, Casuariiformes, Dromaiidae. Gene Ontology annotation, biological process: actin filament fragmentation; actin filament severing.
GCAGCCGUGACGUCGGCAGCGUUUCCGCCCGGCUCGCGCCCUCGCCACUUCCCUUCCUGCUGCCGGAGCCCGCGCCGCGCCCAGCAUCCGAAGGGAGCAGCUGCCGCCGCACCGCGCUCCGUCGCUAGCCGCGCCUCGCCGACACCAUGGCAUCUGGAGUACAAGUUGCUGAUGAGGUAUGCCGUAUCUUCUACGAUAUGAAAGUGCGGAAGUGCUCCACACCUGAGGAAAUUAAGAAGAGGAAGAAGGCUGUCAUCUUCUGCCUCAGUCCAGACAAAAAGUGCAUUAUUGUGGAAGAAGGCAAAGAGAUUCUAGUGGGAGAUGUCGGUGUGACAGUUACCGACCCUUUCAAGCACUUUGUGCAGAUGCUUCCCGAGAAGGAUUGCCGUUAUGCCUUGUAUGAUGCAAGCUUUGAGACCAAGGAAUCCAAAAAAGAAGAGCUGAUGUUUUUCUUGUGGGCACCAGAACAGGCACCUCUCAAAAGUAAGAUGAUCUACGCAAGCUCCAAGGAUGCAAUCAAAAAGAAGUUUCAAGGCAUAAAGCAUGAAUGCCAAGCAAAUGGGCCAGAGGACCUCAACCGAGCUUGUAUUGCCGAGAAGCUAGGAGGCUCCCUAGUCGUAGCUUUUGAAGGAAGUCCUGUGUAGAUGUCAUACAGUGCCACAACUCUACAAGCAUUCCAUGUUUUAAUAUAUCAGUUAUGUAAAGCAACCAUUCUAGGCAAGGGUUUCACUAACUGUAGGGAAGUUGUCUUGUAGAAUAAAGUAGAUUUUGGAGAUGUAGCUUGUAUGUACAAAUAACCCUAAAUAAAUCAAGUCUAAGGAUUUA